Molecule: messenger RNA, 4245 nt
Organism: Spirodela intermedia
Lineage: Eukaryota; Viridiplantae; Streptophyta; Magnoliopsida; Alismatales; Araceae
Source: the annotation of a GenBank genome assembly
AUGAGGAACGACGCGCCGAGGAUACAGGGAGGAGCGCCACGGACGGGCAAGGGAGGUGGUUUCUUCUCGCUCCGCAGCGUAUCGGGCUACCUGAGGAUCGUCUCGUCCGGAGCCUCUAGUGUAGCAUCAACGGUUAAGUCAGCAGGGGCGUCGGUCGCGUCGUCUAUCGUUGAGCGGGAAGACGAUCAGGUACCCGUGCACUUUUCCUUCCGGAGUUCAACCCCUGCCAAAUUCCGCGCCAAUUCCAUGAAAACCCUUCUUCGCAAAAGAUGACAACGAACAGUGGACUCUGGUCAAUUAAAGUAUUGAGACCCGGAGAGACAUUACUAGGGAGGAGCUCGUUCCAGACCAAGGCGUCUCCCUCCUAUAUAUAUAUAUAUAGUAAUCCCAUUCCGCUUGGUUAAUUUCCCAGAUUUGUUUACCUUUCUUCCGUUGAAGAUGCGAUCGAUGAAGAUUUUGAAGCGCAAUUACUUCAUGUGGGCGAUUGAUUGUGUUCAAUAGCAUUAUCCUAGGACGCCAAAGAGUUGGCGGGUUACAGUAAAAAUGCUCUGCGUUUCGAAUCUUCUCAUAUACUUCCUCAAAAGAAAACUAUCACCCGCAUCUGACCAGUCGAUUUUAGUUCAUUGAAUUUUUUUUUCAUUGAAAGAUUUACUAAAAUUUGGGCUUGAUAGGUUUCUUUUUAUUGAAUAUUUUUGAAUUUUUGGAGCGCCAGAAUGACAAGUGUGAGCUUUCAGCCAUCCUAAGCAUGAAAAAAAAAUGGUUCUUUACCCACAGGUGCGUUGGAUCAUUUCUUUCAGGUCCAGUGGGCUGGAUUCGACAAGCUAGAAGCCGAGGGUGGCAUUCUUCGGCAGGUUUUGCUGCUGGGCUAUAGCUCUGGGUUUCAGGUCUGGGAUGUGGAAGAGGCGGAUGAUGUGCAUCAGCUGGUAUCCAGACAUGACGGCCCAGUUUCAUUCCUGCAAAUGCAGAGAAGGCCAGCAUCAGCCAUGCGGUAUGAGGAUAGGUUUGCUGAUGCCCAUCCAUUGCUGGCCAUUGCUGGUGACAGUUCCCUUCCUGGGGGCAGCAGAAACAGUGAACAUCAUCAGAAGUUGACGGAUGGCAGCCCUGCUGCUUCCAGCUCUGUCCAUUUUUAUUCCUUGAAGGCCCAUGCCUAUGUCCAUAGCCUGGAUUUCGCAUCGGCCGUCUACACUAUCCGCUGCAGCCCACGUGUUGUGGCUGUUUCUCAGGCCAAUCAGGUGGGCAUGGACAUAACUCUCUGUGGGUUUGUAAUUGCUUCACUAUGACCUCUUAUGCCAAUUCUCAUUCUGCAGAUUCAUUGCUUUGAUGCUGCAACCCUGGAGAGGGAAUACACUAUCCUCACUUACCCAGUGGCUUCAAGGCCCAUUAUCUCGGGAAGCGUGGCAUAUGGACCUCUUGCAGUGGGUACCAGGUGGCUAGCAUACAGUGGCAGCCCAGUUCUGGUUCCAGACAGUGGUCGUGUGAGCCCAGAACAUCUGGCUCCUUCAACAAGCCUGCCGAGCUCGUCAAAUGGGAGCCUUGUCGCACACUAUGCAAAAGAAUCCAGGAAGCAGGUGGUCUCGGGUUUAGUGACGCUUGGAGACAUUGGCUACAAGAAAUUGUCCAAGUACUGCUCAGAGCUCCUGCCUGAUGGCAGCAGUGGUGAACGAGGGACUCUAAAGCUGAAGACAAAUGGCUCGAUCGAUGGAUAUUUUCAAGACGACAAUAGUUCUGGAAUGGUGAUAGUUUGCUCACUAUGUCUGUCUGAUGCCUCCUUAAUAUUGCAGUCACCUUACUAUUAUUUUCUUAUCAGCUUGUUCAAGAUUUAUUUCUUAUUAAUACACGCAGGUUAUUGUCCGAGAUCUUCUUUCAAAAUCUGUCGUGGUGCAGUUUAGAGCGCAUACGAAUCCGAUUGCUGCACUAUGCUUCGAUCCAAGUGGGACUCUACUAUUAACCGCUUCUGUUCUUGGCCACAACAUGAACGUCUUCUGCAUUGUGUCCCCUUUUCAUGGAGGAUCGACCGGAUCUGAGAAGGGGGUCUUUUCGUAUAUGCAUCUAUACAAGUUGCAGCGCGGGGUGACCAAUGCGGUAGAGGCUGCACCCUUGAUUCCUUCUGAUUUAAUGUUGUAGGAUGGUUCUUUCUCCGAGAAGAAAGCAUUUAUGGCGCAUUGUUUCUCUUUGGCUUCAGGUUAUACACGACAUUAGCUUCAGCAGUGACAGCCAGUGGAUCAUGAUCAGCUCCUCACGUGGAACCAGCCAUCUUUUUGCCAUUCCACCGUCGGAAAGUGCCACAGAUCCUGGUGUGAGUGGCACUGGUGGUUUGGGCCCAUUGGCAAGAACAGCAGCUCCAUAUCCAAACAGUUCUGGCCGCUCCCUUCCUGUCACACUAUCAGUUGUGAGCAGAAUAAGGAAUGGAAGUAAUUGGUGGAGAAGCGCUGUGAAUGGUGCGGCUGCAGCAGCUACUGGGAGGAUCAGCCCAUUCUCUGGUGCCAUUGCUUCAGCUUUCCACAAUUGCAGUGGUGUUGAUGAUCACCCAGAACCCAGCUCGCUGAGGAAGAACCAUCAUCUGCUGGUAUUUUCGCCUUCGGGUUGUGUGGUACAGUAUGUGCUGUCUCACAUGGCUAAUGGGGAUAUCUCUAGACCAGACACGGCCAUCUACGAGCCUACCCAGGGGUCUGGUGCUGUAUUAGUCGUCGAGGCAACCCAAAAAUGGGAUAUCUGUCAUAAGCAGAAUAGAAGAGAUAGAGGCGAUAACGUGGACAUAUAUGGUGAUCAUGGCAGUGGAGGCAGUGCUAAACCUGUUCAUAAAGUUAUGAGAAAAGGGGCCGGUGAGGCUGCUAAGCCGGUCCUUGCUGCUGAAGAAAGGCAGCAUUUGUAUAUCUCUGAGGUUGAGUUGUGUACUCAUGCAGCUAAGACUCCUCUCUGGGUGAAAUCCGAGGUAAUCGCCUGAAGCAUCUGGAUAUGCACCCCUGCUGCACUGCUUCUUCUUCUGACCCUGUGAAGUUCUUGACAGAUCUCCUUCCAUGCUUGGGUGGAAUUCGACAUGUCACUGUAUGUGGAUGGUCUUUCUGGGGGGGAGAUUGGUGUAGAACAGAUCCCAUCUCGUGCGAUUGAGGCCAGGGCAAAGGGUCUGAUACCGGUCUUUGAGUCUCUCCAAAUGCACAGGUUCCAACCACUGAUUACCCAUGAAAGCUCGUUUUCGUUUUCAUCUGCAAGCUGUUUCCUUUUUCCACUGAGACACACUUGCCUUCUAUUUUUAGUCCAGUUGUUACUUUUUUGCAAGCAGAGAAAGUCAAACUAGGGUCAAAAUUCGUUUUUUUCCCCCCAAAAUGAAGAAGCAAAGUGGACUAAUCUUUGAUACCACAGGGUUAUUUUUGCGGCGGUCUUUUGACUUUUUCUUAGGAUGGCCGUGUUAGACAUCCAUACACUGACUAAUGGUAAUUAGAGGGGGCUGCCAUACACCAGUGGAGACGAAAAAGGAAAGGCGUUGACCUUGCCAAGAUAUAAUUGACCGCAGAGAUGAUGCCAAGUUACAGGGGAAAAAAGGAAAAAGAAAGUAGGUCUUAAGAGAGCUCAAGGAUUAGAUGGAAGAAGAAAAAAUGGACGUGGUGGUGCAUACCUGAAAAACGUACAAGGAAUCUGAGAAAUUUCUACUGUAGGAUUUGCCCAAAAGAGGGUGAGGCGAGGAAGAAAUUCACAAGAUCCUGCAUAUAUUAGAUGCGAUGGAAAUAAGGAAGAAAAUGUGUAGAAGUUUCAUUGAAUGAAAGACUUGGGGCGUUGACCUUUUGCCUUUGACCUUGGGCCUUUGUAUUUGUGAUGGAAAUCUUGGUAUUUGAGUAGUUGGAAAGAAAGGAACGUGGUGAUGACCAUUUCGUCUAUGUAUGUUCCCUAGUUACUCAUGAAAUAACUACAAAGUAAUGAUGAAUAAUACAUGGGAAAUAUAGGGGAUAAAGUCAAUGACAAGUAGCUGGAAGCUGGAUGACGAUGGUGAUGAUAAUAGCCAUGGUUUGACCUUGAAAAAAUUGUCUAUAUUUCUUUCCCACGUUCAUGACGAUCAGUUCAAAAAUUAUCUUCCUUUAAAGAGAAAAUCAUUUUUUUUUAUUACAGCAUGAUUUUAAGAACAUGAGCGCAGGUCAAAGGCAAAGUCCAUUUUUUUUAGGUUGUUCUUUCUAUUGUGCUACUGUUCUUGUUCUGAUUAAUUUUUGCGAUGGGUUAUUAUUAUUAAAUGAUGUAUAUUUUCCGGGUAAAUAG